Messenger RNA from Homo sapiens (human), 3182 nucleotides. It is a transcript of the gene ANKRD66, whose product is annotated as ankyrin repeat domain 66. The coding region runs from base 8 to 562 and encodes 184 amino acids. The transcript is spliced from 5 exons. NCBI's taxonomy places the organism in Eukaryota, Metazoa, Chordata, Mammalia, Primates, Hominidae. The record is from RefSeq and is a predicted model, not a curated record.
ACUCCGGAUGGUUAGGACUGCCUGUCAGCACAGAGCUCCUCAAAUUUCACACAAGACAGGCUGUUCUCACAUUUCAAUGCACUCACCUGGAGGGCUUACCACAACAAAGAUGGCCGGACCCCUGCCCAGAGUUUCAGAUUCUUUGUUUUCUGCCAUGGAAUUGGCCAAAAUGUCAGACAUGACAAAGCUUCACCAAGCUGUGGCUGCAGGAGACUACAGCUUAGUGAAGAAGAUUUUGAAGAAAGGUCUCUGUGACCCAAACUACAAAGAUGUAGACUGGAAUGACCGGACCCCACUUCACUGGGCUGCAAUCAAAGGGCAAAUGGAGGUGAUACGGCUCCUGAUAGAAUAUGGAGCCAGGCCCUGCCUGGUUACUAGUGUGGGCUGGACCCCAGCUCAUUUUGCAGCAGAAGCAGGCCAUCUGAAUAUACUCAAAACUCUCCAUGCAUUGCACGCUGCCAUCGACGCCCCUGACUUCUUUGGAGACACACCGAAGAGGAUUGCACAGAUCUAUGGACAGAAAGCCUGUGUGGCAUUUCUGGAAAAGGGAAUAGAAUUUUGACUCUAUAUAAAUCAAGAAACGCCUGACUUCUUUAGUAGUUUGUAUUUGCAAGAUCUAAGAUCAUGGUAAACAUUAGGUCCUAAAAUCUUGGGGAAGGACAACAUGUCCUUCCUCUGACUUGUUAGCAAUCAAAUUGAGUAGGUUUUAAAUGUCUGUUAAUUGGAAGGGUUUGUUAUUUCAUUUUCAGCCAAAGGAGAGAGGUGCAUUUUAAGUAUCAGAAUUAGAUCAGCUUUGAGUUUGUACUAAAUUUGGAAUGUAAUAGAUUUUCAUAAAUUACGUGUGCCUUUUUGGAAAUGUCAACUGUCUUUAUGUCUGCUUGUAAAAGUUUCAAAAUAUGUUUUUCUCUCAAAAAGGCAACGUUAUUUCAUUUGCUUGAAUAUUAUGAUAGGAACGCUUACUGAUAUUACUUGAUAGUUUUAUAUAGCCUUGGAACUUUAACAUAUAAUAUAGCAGUAUUAAUCAUGAUAGUUGUACUUCUUUGAAACAUUAAAUUUGAGGAAACUAAUCUAUGUAAUUGUCUCCACUUCUUCACCUCUCACCCACGCUUCAGACUUCUUCCCUGAUCCCCAUACUGAAUCAGCUGUCACUCAAGUCAUUAGGGAGCUCCUCACGCUAAAUCAAUUGCCUCUUCUCAAUUCACAUCUUACCUCCACUUAAUUCGGUAUUUAAUAUUCCUGAAACUCUUCUCCCUUGUUUUAUCUGAUGCUAUUCUCUUUUAGUUUUUCUUCUACUUCUCUGAUAAUUCCUUAUGACUUUUAAAAUGUGCUUUUUCUAAGAAUAAAUCUUAUGAUAUGUUCUUGCGUGCCUUUUAAAUGCUGACAUUCCUUAGGGUCCUGCCCUUGGCUGUCCUCUACUGACUCUCUCUAAGUAAUCCCAGCCCCUCCCUAGUGACCAGGGAUCAACAUGAAAUAUGAUCCCAGCAUAACUGAAAUGCAGGAGGGGUGCUUGCCUCCAAAUAGUGGGGAGUGCUAUUACCAAGAAAAGUAGGCAGACAGUGUUGAGCCAGCAAAAACAAUAAAGGUCAGUCACAUCACGUGUGAGUCAUUUCUACUUAUUAUCAGCUCCCACUAAGAACUUCCCUGACAGAGCGUUUAGGGAGAAGAAUCCUGAAUUAAGGGGGGAUUAACCUGGAUCUUGAAAGCUAGCUGGCUAAUGAAGGAGGGAGAAAAACUGUUGAUUUAGAGUGAAGGCACCAACUUGGAAAUGUGCAUAGGUUGUGUGUAUAUGUGAGAAGGUGAGGGAUAGUGGAGUGCAGGGAUGAGUGGCCUGGCUAGGCAGAGCAUUCACACUAGAGAGGAAUGGAGCAUAAGGUCAGGUGACGGGGUGGGUGACCACAGUGAACUAGGCAAGCAGAAGAGUGUGAGCUCAUCAGGGGAGUCACAAGCUGAAACAGAUGCAUUAGCAAUUUAUUUGUGUAGUAGAGGAGUUGGCAGUGGUACUGCGUGGGAUUGAAGACUGCUAGACUUUAGGCAAGGGGAUCACUUAAGGAAUUUCUUAUUGAUUCACAUUUUGAGUAAGUUGGCUCCUGGGCUAGGUGAUGAAGAUAAAGGAUAUAAGAGAACUUCAAAAGAAGCCUAGACCAUAUGUGAUCAUUUUCUGAAUAUCCUAGGGAAUGUUGUGAAACAAUUCAGCUUUUGAUUCAGCCCCCCAAGUGAUAAACCUCUCAUUUAGCAAAUAUUUUUGAGUUCUACUAUGUGUAUGUCAUUGAGUUAGACACUAAAAACAACCUAAAAUAAACCAGAUACAGUGCUGGACAUCAAGAAGGUUAACUGUGUGGGAGACGAAAUAACUUGUUUACAUAAAUAACACUAAUACAAGACAGAGAGUGACUAGGCAGAGGAAAGACAUGGUGUGGUCUGAAGAUUGAAAGGUCACUUCCAGCUUAGGGUGAGGGACUAGUGAGUUUGCUGUCCUUUGAAUGAACUGUGCUUUUAAUAAUGGUUUGCACUUAAAAUGCUAUUUGCCUUCCCUAUACCAUUAUCUAUCCUCUUAAAUUCCAUUUGUCCUCAUAUUGGUUCAAAAGUGACUUUUCCAAGUACCUUUAAGCAAGUCACAUACUCACCAUUGGCCUCAUACAAAACUGUAUAUGUGUGUAUUUCCCAUUGUCUAUGUGUGUAUAAUGCUCUAUUUAUUUAUCCAUCCAUGUAUCCAUUUACAAUUAUAUGUAUUUUUACAGAAUCCAUACAUACGUAUAAUACAUAUGUGAUUGUGAGUGAUUCUCAUUUUGUUCCUUAUAUGUUUCUGUACUUUUAAAUUUUAUACAAGGAACACACAUCACUUUUAUGAUUAUGAAAAAUAAAACUAAAAAUAAACGAAAACAGUCUCGCAAUAAUCUGCAGGUUGCUCUAUAAAUGUGAGCACUUCAAGAAUCAGGAGCAUUUUCUUCAAGCUGAGUGACUAUCUUUGAGUCUGUUAACAUCUCACUCGGGUCCCACAAUUUUUCUCCACCUCCAAGUAGUUUCUUUAGUGUCUGAGACCUUCCCUAAGUGUAUGCUUGGAAAUGCUCAAACUUGGCCUCCUUCCUUCUCAACUGAACUGCGGUGUGCAGAACCUGUGAAUAAAGGCCGAUUCCCAGGCUGGAACAGGUCCUCCUGAUCCAAGUUCAGAAGGCUCUCUCUUC